This is a messenger RNA of Condylura cristata (star-nosed mole), 923 nucleotides long. RefSeq names its product eukaryotic translation elongation factor 1 epsilon 1 (gene EEF1E1). NCBI's taxonomy places the organism in Eukaryota, Metazoa, Chordata, Mammalia, Eulipotyphla, Talpidae. Bases 13 to 504 code for a protein of 163 amino acids. Gene Ontology annotation, biological process: positive regulation of DNA damage response, signal transduction by p53 class mediator. The transcript is spliced from 5 exons. The record is from RefSeq and is a predicted model, not a curated record. Gene Ontology annotation, cellular component: aminoacyl-tRNA synthetase multienzyme complex; cytoplasm; nucleus.
CUCGGCCGGAAGAUGGCGGCGGCCGCGGAGCUGGCGCUGCUGGAGCGGUCCCUGGGGCUGAUUCUUAUUCCAGUUCUGCAGACCAACUCCGGUCCCAGUCUAACCGGCUUAGCCACCAUAGCGGCUCAUCUGGUCAAGCAGGCCAAAAAGGAACACUUGCUGGGGAGCACGGCAGAGGAGAAGGCCAUGGUCCAGCAGUGGCUGGAGUACAGGGUGACACGUGUGGAUGGCCAUCCCAGCCGAGAGGACACACACGCUCUGCUGAAGGAUCUCAAUUCUUACCUGGAAGACAAAGUCUACCUGGCGGGACAUAACUUCACUGUGGCGGACAUUCUCCUGUACUACGGGCUCCAUCGUGUCAUGGUCGCCCUCUCGGUGCAGGAGAAGGAGCAGUUCCUGAAUGUGUCACGCUGGUUCUGUCACGUCCAGCACCUCCCCGGCAUCCGGCAGCACCUGGCCCGUGUGGUCUUCGUCAAGACCCGGCUGUAUGCCCAGCCCCACUAGGCCAGAACCCCAGCCUGCGGCCCCUGGCCAGUGACCCCGGCCCGCGCCGCCCCCCCGGCCAGUGCCCCUGGCCAGCACUCCCGGCCAGCGUUCCCGGCCCGCUGCCGACUCCAGAGGGGCUUGUAUCUGGACGUUGUAUUUGUUCUUUAGUAGAAAUUCCGCCAAUUUCCACCGCCCUGAAAAGCUGGGUGGAACUCAGGUUCCAAAUGAGCCUCCCCUGCAGGUGCGAUGUGACUUCAGAGUGGUCAGUCUGUGGCGGGCUCUUUCUGCCACCAGGACACGGGCUCCCUGCAGCCUCCUGGGACCUUAGUCCAUGGGAGUUGCCAGCAGUUUGUGGAGAACUGUCCUCAGUUCUACCAGGACAGGCAGGCGGGUGUGUUCAGGUUGUACUUGAGCCAGUAAACGUGAUCGAGAAAGUC